This is a messenger RNA of Prunus avium (sweet cherry), 1282 nucleotides long. RefSeq names its product hypersensitive-induced response protein 2. Gene Ontology annotation, cellular component: mitochondrion. Lineage: Eukaryota; Viridiplantae; Streptophyta; Magnoliopsida; Rosales; Rosaceae. The record is from RefSeq and is a predicted model, not a curated record.
UCGCGCACUCGGAAAAUUCAGCGAAAUAGCUGUCCGCGAAAGCGACUCGUAACUUCCCCGAGAGGCUUGAGGCUGAUCCGAAUUUUUACUUGCCUUUCUAUAAGUAUCUAUUUCUUUGCAAUUUAUUUCCCCCAAUUUCACGCGGUUUUGUGAAUUUGUUCUCUCUCUCUCUCUCUCUCUCUCUCUCUCUCUCUCGCUCUCGCUUCCUUUCUGUUAGAUUUGCAGACGAACGCUUCCAGUUCCGAGAGAAAAUGGGACAAGCUCUUGGUUGUGUUCAAGUGGACCAGUCUACUGUUGCUAUCAGAGAAACUUUUGGGAAGUUUGAUGAUGUGCUUGACCCUGGUUGUCACUGUUUGCCUUGGUGUUUGGGUAGCCAGAUAGCUGGUCAUCUCUCUUUACGUGUGCAGCAAUUGGAUGUUCGCUGUGAAACAAAGACAAAGGAUAACGUUUUUGUUACUGUGGUUGCAUCUGUUCAAUACCGAGCUUUAGCUGAGAAGGCUUCAGAUGCCUUUUACAAGCUCAGCAAUACCAGAGGGCAGAUCCAAUCUUAUGUCUUUGAUGUUAUCAGGGCAAGUGUUCCGAAGUUGGAUCUAGAUUCAACCUUUGAGCAGAAGAAUGACAUAGCCAAAGCUGUUGAAGAAGAACUUGAAAAGGCCAUGUCACAUUAUGGGUUUGAGAUAGUUCAAACACUAAUUGUGGAUAUCGAACCAGAUGAGCAUGUGAAGAGAGCAAUGAAUGAGAUAAAUGCAGCUGCAAGGAUGAGGUUGGCUGCAACUGAGAAAGCUGAAGCAGAGAAGAUAUUGCAGAUUAAGCGAGCUGAGGGAGAGGCAGAGUCCAAAUAUCUGUCAGGGCUUGGAAUAGCAAGGCAGCGCCAGGCCAUUGUGGAUGGGCUGAGAGACAGUGUGCUGGCCUUCUCUGAGAAUGUGCCGGGGACAUCAUCAAAGGAUGUCAUGGACAUGGUUCUGGUGACCCAGUACUUCGACACAAUGAAGGAGAUCGGUGCAUCCUCAAAGUCCAAUUCGGUUUUCAUCCCACACGGCCCCGGUGCUGUGAGAGACAUUGCUUCACAGAUACGAGAUGGCCUCCUUCAAGCAAAUCCACCUCAGGUGUAAUGUCAUUACAUGGUACGAAGUUGGAGGCCGGCUCUUUAAGCUUCCGAUUAUGCAGGACUGAAGUUUGUGUGUGCUUUAGGAUCUAAGAAUGUGGUUUCUUUAGUAUUUGACAUAUAAUGUAUAUAAUUGUAGGUGAUUUCUCCAUGCUUGUUGAUACCUGGCCUCUAAAG